UUUAGAGAACGCAGUGAACGUCAAUUUGGUAAACAACGAAGAGGAAGCAAGCGGGUUUAAGUUUCUGUGUUUUUUUACCAUUAUCCACAUGAUUUACUCCAAAUCAGCUCAGUCUAAAUAUGCAAACAAUUUAACAGUGUAUACAUACGUUCUCAACCUGAUUCAAUUAAAAAUAUUAUAUUAUCAAUAUUGAAUCAUGCGUUUCCAAUGUGAGCAUGUGGAAAGGAAAUGAUGGAAUGUGUGUAGAAGGGAAGGGAAAGUAAGGGAAAGAAAGGAAAGGCAAAUCCACACAAAUACAAAGCAAGCGAACACAAACAAAUCUUUCGGCUCUGCUAACGCGGCGAAAUGCGAAAUAGUAGCGAGGUGUCGUGAACAACAACGAAGUGAAAUAGCCAGGGAGACAAACAGACAACAACGAACAACAGCCGCGCGAGCGACGACUAAACGCCAUAGGUUUGGAGAGCUGUGUUUUAAAUACAUAUUUUCAAUGGAAAAUACAUUUUUAGUAUAGUUUAAAAAAUAUAUAUUUGUACAUUAUUGCAUGGCUACAAUGUGAAUCCAUAAAAAAUAAUGUAUUUUGUGCAAUCGAUGAGGGCCAUUGGUCAGAAAAUGAACUAUAAAAACUGAAACGUCAAAUAUAAAUUUGUGUAUACAUAUUUACAUACAUAUGUGGAUUCGCACAAACAUAUGCACAUACAAAUAAGUGGCCGAUUUGUUUUGCGAAUUGCGAAGGCGACAAAGUCGACGAAGAAAAGCGAUUUCAUGUAUUGGGAAAAUUAAAAAGUAAAAAAUAAAGAAAAAAUAUGUAUAAACUUUAUUCGUACGGAUAGUGAAUUAUAACUAACAGCUUUGGAAAAGAGUGGACAGUGGAUUAUAUUCGUAGUGGUGUAGCAAGUGCAUUGGUGGUGAGAGACAUUGGCAUUUUUGAUUGUAAACGAAAAACUAGCAUACAGACCGCUCUGACUAUUAUCAAUCGGAAUUUGACAUAACCCACAAAAAAUAACACCUUUAUAGGCGAAAGUCAAAUCCAGACCUGUAAAAUUUGUGCCCCGGCGGAGAAAUCGAUACAGCGCAGUAGUCCUGGUCAUCACGUCGGCAGCCAUUUCAGUAACCAGCUACAAACAUACGCACCUACUGUGAACAUAGUAGGCUGGUGCAAAGGUGCAGCAGUAGAAAGGAAGGCACUCCAUGGCCACGAAUGUGAAACCCGCACGAAAAGCAGCGGCUCACGACAGCGUGGAAAGAGUUAUAGAAUCAGUAAGAGCAGCAGCAGCAAGAUCACGAUUGCCCGCAUACUAAAGCACGUAGUAACUCAUUGACUCUGGCCAUAUCAGCAUUCGUAUGAUAUCAUCAGCGUUGUAAUGGAGCAAAACGCUUUGGUUGCUGAGGAUAGCAUUGACUCGAUACCUGGUCCAGUAUAUGAGCGUAUUGUUGGUGCCACGCCCAUAUUAGCACCGCCGGGCGUUAAAUGCGAUAAUUUCAAUGCAAACAGCGUAUCCAUAGCAGAUGAAGAAGAUGUGGAAUUGGAAGACGAAGAAGGCAGUGACAUGGACGGAGAUGAAGAUGAUAUGGAAGUAGAAGAUGAUCAGGAAGAGCCGCGCGGCGAUCAGGGAGAAGGCGAUGCUGAAGAAGAGAAUUUUUUGGAAGAUUCUUAUAGUGAGCGUGACGAUUAUAAGGAAAAUGAACGUCAUACAGGGCAGAAAGGUCUGAAUAUUCUAGAAGGCGCUACACUUUCUGCCGCCGCUGCUACUGAGGAAGCGAGCGGCAAUACAACCGGUAAUUCAACAUCCAUAGCAACAACAGUUUUAGGAAGUCAGGCACUUAAGCCGGAAUUAGAAACGAUUUUAGACAACAAAUCAUCGAUUGUGAUUGAUUCGUCACCAGUCGACGCUGGUGAUUGCCCAGUACCAGUGCAAAUCGUCUCUGCCGUAGCGGUGAAACCCAAGAUGUUGCCUAUGAAAACGAAAAGUAAUAAGUUAAUUAUGGUCCAAUUGAUAAAUGAGCAGCCAGUAGACAACAGUCAUGCGGCUGCUAUCAAUACAGCGGCUGAUCAACUCGGCAACGUUUCGAGCGCCGUUGUCACGGAGCUGGGUGAUGCAGUCGGUGCAGAUACUGGCAAACCGAAUUCACCCAAUGAAGACAAAUCGCCUAAUUCAUCACAGCAACACCAGCAACAACAACAAAAUGCACGUUUUCUUGCGCGCAGCAGCACACCACUUUCCCGCGAAUUUCUUGCACUCCAGCGUUCCGUGAAUGAAUCAAAGGUAUUAAGUGAAUUUGUUACCGAUACCGUGCGAAAGCGACAAAAGAACACACCAAAAGAUGCUAACGAACAAACACCCACACACCAUCAUCAUCACCAUCAUCAUUCGCAUGCUGAAAAGCAGCGUAAGCCUGCCAAAUUCGCUCCGCUUAAGGACGAUGGCGGCAGUUCCUCCUCAAGCGCAUUUCCGCGGCGUUCACGCAGCAAAAGCGUUAAUCGCAAGAGUACUGAUAUUCUGGAUGCGGCUAGUGGUAAGCUGAGACGCUGGCCAUCCGAUGAGAAGAUGCUCAAGCGAACAAAUAUGCGUUCGCAAAAUUCAGAAUUUGUGCAAAAGCAAAUGGAGUUUUUGAAUCGUGUGAAACACGAUGAAGGCGAAGUGUCUUCGGAAGCGGACGAUGGCGAGCGAAGUUUUGUCAAUGGUGGCGAGGAUGAUGAAUUGCAUUUGCCGGUCGAGCAUAAUACAAUGAACGAUAGUAAUGCUUCAGUUGCUGGAUUGGUAGGCAGCACAAGCUCGUUGCUGGAGGCAUCUUUGGAGCGGGGGGAGAGUGGUGGCAGUAAUGGUAUGUCGGUACAUAUAGAUAGCGUCGAGGCGCGCUUAAUGACUUAUUGGGCGCCACCACCGAAGCGUGGUUGGGAUAGCUUCUGUUGGAAAUGCCGCGAGUGCGCCGACUUAUUGCCCUGUUCUAAAUGUGUGCGUUGCUUUCAUUACACUUGCAUUAAGAUAGCAGCAUCCACAAAAUUGGACGAUUCUUGGGUGUGUCCCGAGUGCGUGAACGUGGAGAACGUAUUGAAUGGGCCGAAACGCAGCUCACGUCGCAGUGAGGUGUCCUUGGAUUUGCUGAGCCAGCUUCUUUCGUUCGCGCUCAAGCGCAUGAAGAUGGUUAAAGGGUAUUCCAAGUUCCUGUACACCGACGAAGAUCUUUUGCAUUACUCCAAGUAUAUUGUAAAUCCCGUCACAUUCUCAACAUUGCAGGAGAAGAUCGAGAAACGCGCUUUCCGCUGUUCAGAAGAUUUCCUUAACGAAACCAAAUGGAUACUACACAAUGCGCUCAUCCUAAGCAGUGGCAGCUCUAGCAAGGAGGUGUUUACGGCUAAAGCCAUACUGAAAGUUUGCCGCCAGGAGGCCAAUGAAAUCGACACCUGUGGCGAAUGUUAUCUGAAUGCAAAUACGCGCACCGAUUGGUUUGUUGACGUAUGCGCCCAGCCACACCUCUUACUUUGGGCAAAGUUGAAGGGCUUCCCUUAUUGGCCCGCCAAAGCCAUGGGACCCGGACAGGGACUGUCGCAUGUAAAUGUGCGUUUUUUCGGCGAACAUGAUCGCGCUUUUGUGCCGGUCAAAGAUUGUUUUCUCUACUCCGAGCAGGAUCCAAACACUCAAACUGGAAAGCGUUCGGCGCGCGAGUUGGCCGAUUGCAUCAAGGAAGUGGAGGUGCACAUUGAAAAGAUAAGAACUAAAGUUGGCGCUUUCAAGUAUGCCAAAUUUAAAGUGCCCUAUGAACCGGCAGAGGAAUUGCAACAAUUGGAAAUGAUGAUGCCUGGCGUGAUGGAGUAUAUGAAGAGGCAACAGGCGCUUGUGCCGAAACCCUCGUUGCAGUAUAAAAUUGUGAAAACGGCUGACAAUCAUUUGUCGAUUAUAAAGAAGGCGAGUGCCACAGAGUCGGGCAAUGACUCGGACCAUUCGGGUAGCCCGAAUAAGAAAGCGAUCAGUAAUAGUUGUGCAAGUAGUGGCUGUAAUGUUGGCGAAAUAAAGUCAUCCGCAAUGGCACCCAAGUAUGAGGUGGUGAGCAAAGCGAGUUCCGAUGAUAGCAAUUCGUCCAAGGUGACCGCUGUAAUAUUGAAACGAAAACCGAGUAGCGAGCGCAAAAAGGAUGCAGGCGAAGAUCUUGAGCUGCCAAUGCCGAAGAUGAUAAAAUUCGACGCUGAUGAGGAGGAGCAGAAAAUGAAAACUACCGAUAAUGUGGGCGGUAGCGCUGCUAGCAGUGGAAAUACUACAACAGGCAAGCGCAAGCAUGGUGCGGAUGAUGGCGGCGGUGGGAGCGCAAACACAAGCUGCAGUAGCGGCAACAGUUCCACCAAGUUAACCGAAUCUGAGCGCCACCGCACGAAGCACGCCAAACAUGAGCCACGUGUACCAAUGAUUACCAUUAAAACAAACGCAAAUGCGUUGACAGUUGCAGUUGGCGCCGAAACAAAGGCUUCCGCUAUGAUUUCAACGCCUAUUUCAAACACCACAACAACAGCUAAGCUGAACGCUGAUAGGAAGACCCCGAUUGUGUGUGUAAAAGAAGAAGUGGCUGCGGUAGCAACGCCUAUACCAAUGUCAUCUCCAUCGCAUAAUGCUCAAACAAUGAUGGAGAAUUUGGUUAAAAAUAAGCAUGGUGUGACAAUUAAGAAAAUAUCGAAAGAGGGGGCCAAGAAACCCACGGAUGAAUCAACGAAGUCGAAGGGGGUAAUAGAUGCAGCCACAGACGAGGCCCAACCAGCUGCGCAGCCAGGAGGCAAGACCACCCUCGCAGCUACAGAUGCUGUAAGCGGAACACAGGAGAGCAGCGCUACCAAUAACAAUAGCAACAACAAUGAAAGUAACAGUGCCAGCGGUAGCAAAGGCGCGAAUACGCACAGUAGUGGCUCGUCGAAGACGGAGGAGUACAAAAAGAGCGGCACCAAAUCAAACGAAUCCGCGCAUAUACUCAAGGACUUAGUGCCGUUUGUAGAGAUUAAAAAGGAAGUUACUUCAGAUGAUGAAGCGGACAUGUCAUUGGCCGCCAAUGCAAGCGUGCAGAGCAACAAGCAGACACAUCCUACUUGUGCGAACGCAAAUGAGAAAGUAGCCACGGUUUCAUCGGUAGCUGUGCCGGUACCAAAGGUGAGCAGCGCUACUGUUACGCAAGUGCCAUUAGCUGAUGUCACAACACCGGUUAUACAACCGAAUUUAUCACUAGUAAAAAAGGAAGUCAUGUCUGAUGAGGAGGAGCCAACAGUCGCCGCCGCAAGCAACGCAGUGCUUAUUAGCGCCUCACAGCAAACAAUUAAUACGCCCACAGUUGCUGGCGAUAAGACGUCCGAUGUACAGACUACUGCGGGGGUGGCUCCUCCCACGUUGCCCGAUGCGGUACGCGUUGGUGAUACUAUGAUACAGCGCGUGAAUACAAAAAAUGCACGCAACACCCAGCCGAGUUUAGUCGCACUGAAAUCAUCGGCACAGGUUGUACAGGAAGUGGCCGCUGCGAUGGAUGCAACGACGGCGGUUGCGGCGGUAAUGCACAUUAGCCCGUCCAAUAGACGAACGAAUACCCGUGGCGUCCCAUAUGGCCCAUUACCGGCAUCGGCUGUUGCGCAGCCCCAGUUGCAGCCACAAAAGGGUGCAGUUGUAGCAAGCAAUACAAUAAAUCGCGCGACGAUGCAGCUACAACAACAACAACAACCACAACAACACCUACAACAACAACAGCUGCAGCAGCAGCAACCACACCAAUUGCCGCAAUCACAGCCAUCGGUCACAGCUCAAUCACAAGCGCAAUUACAGCCGUUGCAACCGCCCCAGCAGCGCGCACGCAAAUCAUUUCCAAAUCGCGGCACACCUGAUAUCACUCCGGCGCGUAGCAUCUUCCCCGCCGCGCCGCUUCCAACGCCUGGUGUUCCACCAACUACUACUCCACCCUUGGUGACCAAUAACGACUUGAAACGUACGCUACUUAAAAAUAGCAUGGUUUCCAUACCACGGCAAGCCUGGUCGCCACAUGAGCCGCAGCGAAACGCCGCUGUCGGCAACGGCAACAGCAACAGCAGCAGUAGCGCAAACACUCAUUCGAUUCCAGUACCACCGUUGACCGCUGUUUCCAAAACACCCACAGUCGGAGUGGCGUUGAGUGAUAAUAACAGCGCAGGCAACAACAACUUGAGCAACAACAACAAUAUGCUUUGCAACUCCAGUGCUAAUGUCAAUGUCGCCAUUAACACCACACCAAUAGCAACACCUUUUGUCACUUGCAACGGCAGUAUCGGUCCAAGUGGACCGGCGCUUCUUACGCCGCUUAGCAUGUCAGCACCGCCUCCACUGGCAGGUCUCUCUCAACCGUCCACCAGUAUAUUGGCACCUACAGCAGCAUCUUCGUUGGCUAUGAAUAUGCCAAUAGCGGGCAAUAACACUAACAAUGGUAGUGGAGGCGUCAACACUGGCACCAUAUCGAUAUCAUCCGCAGUUGAUCUUGGUACGCAGCAAACUGUUGCCGCUGCAAGCAGCACUAUCGGCGUGGCGAGUACUUCGAGUGGCGACUUUGUCACACCCAGCUUGGCCGCCAUGGUUACCGAUGCGAUUUGCCGUGGACCGCCCAAGAUGGUGCAACGUCCCAAUGGUCCAUUACAGUCGGAUGGCACGACCAUGUUCCCCUCGCAGGCGGGGCCGGUGUGUCAGACGCUGGUGGAGAAUGCACACAAGUUAACGGACUUUUUUAUAUCCGUCAUGGAGGACACCAUGCUGGAGAUGUCUGUCGGCGAGGAACCCGUGUUGCAAGCCAAAAUAACAUUGCUUAAAAUGGAGCUUGAACGCACUAAACAGGCAUAUGAACAAGAAAUUGCUGAACUGAAACGUACCUCCGAUCUAAUGCUCUGCGAAAUGCGAAAAAGCAUGGAGAACGAGAAGACGCGCAUCGCCAACGAGAUACGCAAGCAAUGCGAGCAAGAGCGCCUGCGAUCCAUCGAGGAGACCAAAAAGAAGCAGUGGUGCUCGAAUUGUGGGCGCGAAGCGCAAUUCUAUUGCUGUUGGAAUACGUCCUACUGUGAUUAUCCCUGCCAACAAAUGCAUUGGUCGCGUCACUCGGCAACCUGUGCUCAAACACGACCCACAAAUGCCGGCGUUAGCGAGAGUUUGGCAAAAACCGCCAGCAGCACCAUGACGUCGACAGUGUCGGCAAUGGGACAACCGCAGCCGCAGCAACUGCAUGCUGGAGCCGGCGCUAAAGCUUCUAGUGGCAAUAUAAUGACCGUCACAACAACAACUUCAAUGGCGCAACAGCAAUCGGCGCACUACAAUAAAAAUGCUAUGAACAACAAAAAGGACAAGCACGGCUUGCCAAAAGUCGGCCAUCAACAGUCCGUGGCGAAUACGGUUAGUGUUGGCAGUAGUGGUGGCGGCAGUGCUGGUAUUACCUCGAUGGCCACAAUUGCCGCUGCCAAUGCAAGCGGAGCAGCGACCGAAUUGCUGAAGCUGCCCUCUAAUACUUAUUUGCGCACUGUGCCGCAGUGCGGUAGCGUUGUGAAUAGUAAUAGUGGCAGUGGAAAUAUGCGGGGUUCAGCAUACUCAGUGCAACGCGUCAAUAUACCGCUGCCCAUAACAGCUCUCGUACAACGCGGCAAUAGCUGGGAGCUGACCAGCGCUGCGCCCACCAACAACGCUGGUGCAGCUAAUAUGGCCACAAUAACCGCACCGGCGUCGAACGUAACACAGGCGAUGACACAGCUAACACCCCAGCAACAGCAGCAACAACAUCAGCGAAUGAUGAGCGGUAAUGGCGGCAGCGCUGCGUCAAUGGCCAGAGGCAAUUCGCGCAGUCGAGCAGCUGCUGCAGCGCAAGCGAUGCAACAAACAAUGGCCACAAUGCAUAGUGCGACCAGUGGGGGAGGUGCAACAUCGAUGUCUUGUGGCGUUUUGCGACCCACGCAAAUGUGAUGAUGCGCAGCAGC
Molecule: messenger RNA, 7945 nt
Organism: Anastrepha obliqua
Lineage: Eukaryota; Metazoa; Arthropoda; Insecta; Diptera; Tephritidae
Gene: Zmynd8
Product: MYND-type zinc finger-containing chromatin reader Zmynd8
Exons: 8
Coding region: 1362-7931 (2189 amino acids)
Molecular function (GO): protein binding
Source: RefSeq, a predicted model, not a curated record